GGAGGAUGAGAGCGCACCGGCCCGCCGGCCAAAUUCAGCCUCGACCAAGGCAAUAAGUAGACGAGCGCGAAUUAGGCGCCGCCAGACUAGCAUGUGCUUGCAAGCUUGGGGAGAGGAUCGCGUAGCGUUCAUGCUUGGUGAGCGGCACGUCCCUUUAUGCCAGCCCCCUCUGUAAGUAUUGCCUCGUCUUGUCCCAUCUGGAGUUUCUCCCCCGCACUGUCGUGAUACACACCGCUGGUUGUAGGACUUUGUAAUGGGAAUUUGGACCCAGUUCAGAAUCGGUUCCUCUUUAAAACAGGAGAGGGGUUCUGACAUUCGGGUUGUUUUGCAGCAAUAUCAUUUCAGUACAGCGACUGAACUAAACAGCGGGGAGAAUAUCGUGAAGAGUCCCUUCCCCCCUCCCCAUUAGAAUCCAGCCUGACAAAGAGUUCUGGAGGAUCUGAAAGCUUUCACAAUCUGGCUAUUCGGGUUGAUCCCAAUACAAGGGAUUCGGGUUGAUCCCAAUACAAAAGCUUUUGCUUUUGAAUAUUCAGGGGACUCUUUUGUGACUUUAAAGACUACCAAGGUUUUAGUUCACAAAAGCUUUUGUGGACUGGGUCUGAUUAAAUAUCAGGCAUUCGAAGAAAGCUUAUGCUGGAAUAAAAUCUUGAUAGCCUUUAAAGUCCCACAAGACUCCAGUUUAUUUUUGCUGUAGCAGACUGAUGUGACUACUCCUCUGAAAUGAAGAUACAUACAGAUAACAACAUUCCCAUUUUCCAAAGUGUGCAAGUGACCUGCCUUUCCUUGCUGGACAAUUGUUCACCAGAACUGACACCGAGUGGCUGGGUUGGUAACUCUGCCGUGCUGCUGUUUUAAGACAGCUGGUCUUUUCACACCGAUUGAACAGGUUGGUUGUGUGCUGAAAAGGGAAGCAGGAGUGUCUGGCACCUCCACGUGGCUGGGCCUGUUUCUGCCUCUGCUAAAAUUUCAGCCCCUCUAAUCUAAUUUGAAGGAAGUCAGCGGGGAAACCCUCCUCGAUAAGGUAGGGGAAAUGAUGAGCUUUCUCUAUGAGUUUUACUUCUUUCUUUGCUGAAAUCCAUUAUUUGGCCUCAAUAUGCUCCCUGUUAUUUCAUGACUAAAUGGUCAGAAAAGACAGGUGUCUGUAAUUUUACACACAGAGUUUAUCUAAAUUUUGCAAAACCUAUUUGCCAGUUAUAUUUCAGCUUCCUACCAUGUGUAUUAAAGUGGCUCUCCAUGUUGCCAUGAUCUGCAGCAGUUGCUUGUGGCUUCUAGGGUACAACAAAUUACAGCCAGACCAUACUGCAUAGGUCUGAUGAUGAUCUCUAAAAUGGUGAAUCUAACCUUUAUGAUUUACAGAUAUUCCAUGUAUUUCUUAUCAUGCUGGUCCUUGAUGUGAGCAAGGCCUCAUCGCAUCCUUCAGAUGAUGAGCGAAAGCUUUUCCAAUACAUCGAUCACCAUCAAGAUACUUUUGUUCAGAGUCUGUCAGAAUGGGUGGCUGUGGAGAGUGAUUCCAUACAGCCACACUUAAGAGGAAAUAUAACUGAAAUGGUAAAGAUAGCAGCAGACUAUCUCCGGGCUUUAGGAGCUACUGUAGAGUUGAGGAACGUGAGUGCUCAAGAUGAGCCUUAUGGCCAGAACCUUUCAUUACCUCCUGUCAUUCUAGCGGAGCUUGGAAAUGAUACUGAAAAACCCACUGUGUGUUUUUAUGGACAUUUGGAUGUGAUGCCUGCCAAAAAGGAAGAUGGGUGGAAAACAGAUCCCUACACAUUGACUGAAAUGGAUGGAAAACUUUAUGGACGUGGAACAACUGAUAACAAGGGACCUGUCUUAGCCUGGAUAAAUGCAGUGGGGUCAUUCAUAGCACUAAAUAAGACUUUGCCAGUAAACGUCAAGUUUCUUCUUGAAGGCAUGGAAGAAGCUGGAUCCCUCGGGCUAGAAGACUUACUUAAAGAAAACGAGGGAUUUUUUUCUAAUGUUACAUACAUUGUGAUUUCGGAUAACAUUUGGCUCAGCAAUGAAAAACCAGCUCUAACAUAUGGAACUCGGGGGAAUGCUGCCUUCUUUGUGGAGGUAGAAUGCUGUAAAAAAGAUCUGCAUUCAGGAUCCUUUGGGGGCAUCAUCCAUGAAGCAAUGUCUGAUUUGGUAGCCCUUCUUGACAGUCUUGUGGAUUCGUCAGGUCAUAUCCUGAUCCCCGGAAUCUAUGAAGAUGUUGCUGAUGUUACAGAUGAGGAGAUGAAGCUGUAUGCACCGAUAGAUUUUAAUUUUAAUGAACAUAAAGCUAACAUUGGUGUGAAGGAAUUUCUUUAUAAAACCAAGGAUGAUAUACUCUUAAACAUGUGGCGUAACCCAUCUCUUUCUAUUCAUGGGAUAGAAGGAGCUUUUUCUGAACCUGGAAUCAAAACAGUCAUACCUUCAAAAGUAAUAGGAAAAUUUUCAAUCCGACAAGUUCCUAAUAUGAAACUUUCUACUGUGGAAAGCCAGGUGAAAGAGCAUUUAAAAAAUGUAUUCUCUAAAAGGAACAGCCCAAACAAACUGACUGUGUCUAUGCAAGUGGGCGCAAUGCCCUGGAUUGCUAAUAUUAAGGACCUUCAGUAUGAAGCAGCAAGAAGAGCAAUCAAAACAGUGUUUCAGCAAGAUCCUGAUAUGAUCCGGGAUGGAUCAACAAUUCCAGUUGCCAAGAUGUUUGAGGAUAUAACAAAGAAGAGUGUAAUGAUGUUUCCAAUAGGAGCUGCAGAUGAUGGAGAGCACUCCCAGAAUGAGAAAAUAAACAGGCUCAAUUACAUCAAUGGAACAAAAGUAUUUGCCUCCUUUUUACUGGAGAUCUCAAAGCUUCACAAUGCUUCAAACCUGAUGACUUCAUCUUGAUACAGCAGCGGUAAAACAAACUGGGCAUCUUUUGUGCUAUGUUGCUUUGUCAUUGCAGUCCUUGGGUCUAGGUAUGCCCCAGUAUGGUAUGUUUUGCUUUCCACUUUAAGUCUUGUAAAUUUAGUGUGCCAGGCUGGGCAAAAUUGUCAUGCAUCAACACUGAUGACUACUGUUUUCCCUGUCUAUUCUGCUAUUGUACCCCUUUAUGCAUUUAAUAUCCCAUAAAUUUGCAUCUGUAAUAUUAUUGGUCUCUAACCAUUGUAAGUCCUUUAAAAUGCGUGUGAGAAUAAUGAAUUUCUUCUUGGUAUCGCUACAUAAUAAAGCAAUGAUCUGCAGCUUC
Heteronotia binoei (common prickly gecko) is the source of this 3205-nucleotide messenger RNA. RefSeq names its product carnosine dipeptidase 1 (gene CNDP1). Gene Ontology annotation, molecular function: metallodipeptidase activity. Bases 1378 to 2865 code for a protein of 495 amino acids. NCBI's taxonomy places the organism in Eukaryota, Metazoa, Chordata, Lepidosauria, Squamata, Gekkonidae. Gene Ontology annotation, cellular component: cytosol. The transcript has 11 exons. Gene Ontology annotation, biological process: proteolysis. The record is from RefSeq and is a predicted model, not a curated record.